AUGGCGGCCGCCUCCUCUGUGUUGCAGCUCCCAUGCCAAGUGUAUUGCGCAAAGUUCAGUCUGAAUCGUGCACAGCAGCUAGUAGGCCUUGGCGGGAAGGACGGUGCUGUGUAUGUAUAUCCGUUCGAGGGCUAUUCCCGUGUCGCCCGCUUAGACGGCGAUGCUUUGCCCCUGACGGCCCUUGCCUUUGACCCGCAGCAACACCAUGUGGUGGGAGGAAGUGAUAGUGGUGGUGUUCGUCUUUGGGACGUCACCACAGAGCAGCCUGUGCGCUCGUUUGCUGCAAGCCAUAAGUCAACCGUGACGUGCGUGGAUUACCACCGCUACACCGACUUUAUCGCCACCUGUUCGCGAGACAAGAGUCUUCGUAUUUGGGACACAAGGAAAAAGAAGUGUCUGCAGUCUUACAAGGGAGCAUCCGCACCGCUGUGUGCCACCCAAUUCUCCCCUAAUGGUAGAUGGGCUGUCAGCGGCUGCGCUGAAGGUAUUAUACGCCUGUACGACUUGGUCUCUGGACGGCAGUUGAAUGAGUUUAAGGCCCAUAGCGGGGCCAUCACAUCUAUUCAUUUUCAUCCUGAGCAAUACUAUAUGGCGGUAGGCAGUAGUGACGGUACUGUGUCGUUGUGGGAGGUAGAGAACUUCACGAGGGUUUUUCAGAGCAAUCCGCUCGAGACACCCGUGGACGCCGUACAUCUAUUUGGAAAGAAGCUGCUUUCGGCGGCCUACCACGUUUUACGCGUUUAUGAUUUUACAAUGAUGAGUGACAACACGGCGACUACCACCGAGUCACCAUGGAGUAUUAUUGGCGACUUAACCUACUCAUCUCUAUCGGAUGAGGCUUGGUUUAUUGAAUUCAGCAGUGCGACGGCGACAAUGGGCCGUCUUCCUCUUGGCUGUAGCAAAUAUGUCAAUUGCCAAACUGAUGCUUCUACGGCUGUGGCGUCUGCGGCGUCGCCGCGUGUAAAUUCAUCGUUUGCAGAAAAUAUGGAAAUGCCGUCGGGUUCCGCGGUGAGCCCAGUGUUGAGGCCUCGGUGGCCGCAGCAGCAACGGCAAGUACGACAACAACAACAACAGACCCCCCCAAUGGUGCGCGUUGAGCCUGCAACUGCCGUGCCCGUCGACGCGUCGCCCGACUCGCAACUGGCGGAGCUACUUGGGUCAAGUGCCCCCAUGCUAUCUGCGCUUCGGCGACGGCUAACGCACAUCCGCGUAGUUCGUUCCCUCUGGGUGCGUGACCCCCCACAGGCCUUGGAGUACCUCAAGCGGCUGUGCGUGGAUAGCUCUGACUGCGGGGCGGUGAGUGACUUCCUGGUGGCGAUGCAGCACAUGCGUAUGAAGGAACGCAUCAGCAUUAGCACGCUCCCCGACUUGCUCGACGUGCUCGCAUACGCGCUGAAGCAUGGGCACGAGCCGUUGCUGGUGGUUGCAGUCAAGGUGUUUCGAAGCAUGAGCAACAAGUUUCGUGCCAAGAUGGACGAGGCCCGGAGAUUUACGGCAUCCUUCCGCACUGUAAAUGCUGGGGCGCCGGAAGCAAUGAUGCGGCAGUACGCCGAGUUAAACACCAAGUUUGAGGAGGUUGCCAUUCUUGUCUACAACCUUCAAGAAACAAAAGGCCCUGUUGGCGAGGAGGUUCGCGAGGCUCUACAGGAACUCCCGAAUUUUUCAUGA
This is a messenger RNA of Trypanosoma conorhini, 1668 nucleotides long. RefSeq names its product putative katanin. Gene Ontology annotation, molecular function: microtubule binding. The coding region runs from base 1 to 1668 and encodes 555 amino acids. Gene Ontology annotation, cellular component: katanin complex. Gene Ontology annotation, biological process: microtubule depolymerization. NCBI's taxonomy places the organism in Eukaryota, Euglenozoa, Kinetoplastea, Trypanosomatida, Trypanosomatidae. The record is from RefSeq and is a predicted model, not a curated record. The transcript has a single exon.